CCAGCCAGGCGGGUCGCCACUCGCCCUGCCCCGCGGAGAGCGGGCGGAUGAGCCAGCAUCCGACAGCGAAGAUGUCCGCUCCCCCCGCGUCUGCGCCCCUGGAGCUCGGGGAGGGAGCGAGCCGCCAGAGGAAGCUGGAGUCCAUGAUCCGAGACCCUCGGUCCCCAGUCAAUGUGGAAAGUUUGCUGGAUGGCCUGAAUUCUUUGGUCCUUGAUCUGGAUUUUCCAGCGCUGAGGAAAAACAAAAACAUAGAUAAUUUCUUAAAUAGAUAUGAGAAAAUUGUGGAAAAAAUUCGAGCUUUACAAAUGAAAGCUGAAGACUAUGAUGUUGUUAAGGUGAUUGGAAGAGGUGCUUUUGGAGAAGUACAGUUGGUUCGCCACAAAAUAUCACAGAAGGUUUAUGCAAUGAAGCUUCUUAGUAAAUUUGAAAUGAUAAAAAGAUCGGAUUCAGCCUUUUUCUGGGAAGAAAGAGAUAUCAUGGCCUUUGCCAACAGUCCCUGGGUGGUUCAACUUUUUUGUGCCUUUCAAGAUGACCGAUACUUGUACAUGGUAAUGGAAUACAUGCCGGGUGGAGAUCUUGUAAACCUUAUGAGCAACUAUGAUGUGCCUGAAAAAUGGGCCAAAUUUUACACAGCUGAAGUUGUCCUCGCUCUGGAUGCAAUUCACUCCAUGGGCUUGAUACACAGAGAUGUGAAGCCUGACAAUAUGCUUUUGGAUAAAUAUGGGCAUGUAAAGCUGGCCGAUUUUGGCACUUGUAUGAAAAUGGAUGAAACUGGUAUGGUGCGCUGUGAUACAGCUGUUGGAACACCUGACUACAUAUCGCCUGAAGUCUUGAAGUCACAGGGAGGUGAUGGCUGUUAUGGACGGGAGUGUGAUUGGUGGUCGGUGGGAGUUUUUCUCUUUGAGAUGCUUGUUGGGGACACUCCAUUUUAUGCAGACUCCUUAGUAGGAACAUAUAGUAAAAUCAUGGAUCACAAGAAUUCAUUAAAUUUCCCAGAUGAUGUGGAAAUAUCUAAGCAUGCAAAGAAUCUCAUCUGUGACUUCUUAACUGAUAGGGAGGUGCGACUUGGGAGAAAUGGGGUAGAAGAAAUUAAACAGCACCCUUUCUUUAAGAGCGAUCAGUGGAACUGGGAUAACAUUCGAGAGACUGCUGCUCCUGUUGUACCUGAGCUUAGCAGUGACAUAGACAGCAGUAAUUUUGAUGACAUUGAGGAUGACAAAGGAGACGUGGAAACCUUUCCAAUCCCCAAAGCCUUUGUGGGAAACCAGCUGCCUUUUAUAGGAUUUACCUAUUAUCGAGAGAAUCUGUUGCUAAGUGACUCUCCUCAGUCUUGUAGAGAAAAUGAAUCCAUGCAAUCCAGGAAAAAUGAGGACAGCAAAGAGUUUGCACAGUUUCAGAAAAAACUGAGCAAGUUAGAAGAACAACUCAGUAAUGAAAUUCAAGCCAAAGAUGAACUAGAACAGAAAUGCAGGUCUGUCAAUGCUCGUUUAGAGAAGAUAGUGAAAGAACUAGAUGAAGAGGUAACAUCAAGGAAGAAUGUAGAAUCUGCAUUAAGGCAAUUAGAAAGAGAGAAAGCUCUUCUUCAGCACAAGAAUGCAGAAUACCAGCGCAAAGCAGAACACGAAGCAGAUAAAAAACGCAAUUUGGAAAAUGAUGUUAACAGUUUGAAAGACCAACUUGAAGAUUUGAAAAGGAGAAAUCAGAACUCUCAAAUAUCAAAUGAGAAAAUCAAUCAGCUACAAAGACAGCUGGAUGAAGCCAAUGCUUUGCUACGCACAGAGUCUGAUACUGCUGCCAGGUUAAGGAAGAACCAGACUGAAAGUACAAAGCAAAUUCAGCAGUUGGAAGCUAAUAAUCGAGAAUUGCAAGAUAAAAACUGCAUGCUGGAGAAUGCUAAACUCAAACUUGAGAAGGACUACAUCAAUCUUCAGUCAGCCCUAGAAUCUGAAAGAAGAGAUCGAAGUCACGGGUCAGAGAUUAUCAGCGAUCUACAAGGUCGAAUAUCUAGCCUAGAAGAAGAAGUAAAAAAUGGAAAGUGUGCAUUAGCGAAAGCAGAAGUGGAGAAGAGACAAUUACAAGAGAGAUUCACAGAUUUGGAAAAGGAGAAGAGCAACAUGGAAAUAGACAUGACAUAUAAACUCAAGGUUAUGCAGCAGAACCUGGAACAAGAGGAAGCUGAACAUAAAGCCACAAAAGCACGAUUAGCAGACAAGAAUAAAAUCUAUGAAUCUAUAGAGGAAGCCAAGUCUGAAGCCAUGAAAGAAAUGGAAAAGAAGCUGUUGGAGGAGAGAACUUCAAAGCAAAAAGUCGAAAACUGCUUGUUAGAAGUUGAAAAGAGGUGUUCUAUGUUGGACUGUGAUAUCAAACAGUCUCAACAGAAAAUAAAUGAACUGCUUAAGCAAAAGGAUAAACUAAAUGAAGAUGUUAAAAACUUGACACUAAAAAUAGAACAGGAAACACAAAAGCGCUGCCUCACGCAGAAUGACUUGAAGAUGCAAACGCAACAAGUCAACACAUUGAAAAUGUCAGAGAAACAGCUAAAACAAGAGAAUAACCAUCUUCUGGAAAUCAAACUGAGCUUGGAAAAGCAAAAUAAUGAACUCCGCAAAGAACGUCAGGAUGCAGAUGGACAAAUGAAAGAGCUUCAAGACCAGCUUGAAGCUGAACAGUAUUUCUCAACUUUGUACAAGACCCAAGUUCGUGAGCUUAAAGAGGAGUGUGAAGAAAAGACUAAACUUUGUAAAGAAAUUCAGCAAAAGAUACAGGAGUUACAAGAUGAGAGAGACUCUUUGGCUGCACAACUUGAGAUCACUUUGACAAAAGCUGAUUCAGAGCAACUUGCUCGCUCCAUUGCAGAAGAACAGUACUCUGAUUUGGAAAAAGAGAAGAUCAUGAAAGAAUUGGAGAUCAAAGAGAUGAUGGCAAGGCAUAAGCAAGAACUUACUGAGAAAGAUGCUACCAUAGGAUCUCUAGAGGAAGCCAAUAGGACACUAACGAGUGAUGUGGCUAAUCUUGCUAAUGAGAAAGAAGAACUGAAUAAUAAGCUGAAAGAAGUUCAAGAACAAAUUGCAAGACUAAAAGAGGAAGAAACAAAUAUAAUUGUUGUUAAAACUCAGUUUGAGAAGCAAUUGUUGAAUGAGAGAACACUGAAAACUCAGGCUGUCAACAAGUUGGCUGAGAUCAUGAAUCGGAAGAAUCCAGUCAAACGUGGAGCUGACACUGAUGUGCGGAGGAAAGAAAAGGAAAAUAGGAAACUGCACAUGGAACUGAAAUCUGAGCGUGAAAAGUUAACCCAGAUGAUGAUUAAAUAUCAGAAGGAGAUCAAUGAAAUGCAGGCACAAAUAGCAGAGGAGAGCCAGAUACGAAUCGAACUGCAGAUGACACUUGAUAGCAAAGAUAGCGACAUUGAACAACUUCGCUCACAGCUCCAGUCAAUACAUAUUGGGCUAGAUACCACCAGCAUUGGCAGUGGACCUGGAGAUGCUGAAGCAGAUGAUGGAUUCCCUGAAUCAAGAUUAGAGGGUUGGUUAUCACUACCUGUCCGAAACAACACUAAGAAAUUUGGAUGGGUGAAAAAGUAUGUUAUUGUAAGCAGUAAGAAGAUUCUGUUCUAUGAUAGUGAACAAGAUAAAGAACAUUCUAACCCCUACAUGGUUUUAGAUAUUGAUAAAUUGUUCCAUGUCCGGCCAGUCACACAGACUGAUGUUUACAGAGCAGAUUCCAAAGAGAUUCCUAGGAUAUUUCAGAUUCUGUAUGCUAAUGAAGGAGAAAGCAAGAAGGAACCAGAAUUUCCUGUUGAGCCUCUGGGGGAGAAAUCAAAUUACAUUUGCCACAAGGGACAUGAGUUUAUACCCACUCUGUAUCAUUUUCCAACCAACUGUGAGGCAUGCAUGAAGCCGCUGUGGCACAUGUUUAAACCUCCUCCUGCUCUAGAGUGUCGCCGUUGCCAUAUCAAAUGUCACAAAGAUCACAUGGAUAAAAAGGAAGAGAUUAUAGCACCUUGCAAAGUAUAUUAUGAUAUUUCAACUGCAAAGAAUCUACUACUCUUAGCUAAUUCUAUGGAGGAACAACAGAAAUGGGUGAGCCGAUUGGUGAAAAAAAUUCCCAAAAAGCCUCCAGCACCUGAUCCCUUUGCUCGAUCUUCUCCUAGAACUUCCAUGAAGGUACAGCCAAAUCAGUCUAUAAGACGGCCAAGCCGACAGCUUCCUCCAAACAAACCAAGCUAACUGCCUUCUGUGAAUGCAGUCACUAUUCAAGGUGAUACUUUUCUUCCCAUUAAAACAAGACUGAAACAUGAUGCCCAAAAUUUAUUAAAAAAAAUAUAUUUUCCUGAGAGACUGUGCUAUAUAUAUCAGAGGUUUACAAUAUUUUGCUGCAAUAUAAAUUCCUGAUCUCUGAGGGCUACUUUAAAUUUCCUUGGGGGUAACUGAUCUCAUAAGGACUGUUGGUAAUCGUAAAAGGAUACUUUAGGUAACCUUUUAUAGUCUUGUCCCCAAAAAAGUUCACUUGGAAAGACAUACACACUACAUUUCACAAAAGAAAAAAGAAGAAUGAAAAUUGAAACUGAAGAAAUCCAUCUUUCAACUUUCAUAGAGAGAUGCCACCAGCAUAUUUGCCAGAAAAGUAGGCGGGAAAGAUCCUCCACAGUGGUAGAGACUGCAUCUUUAAGAAGUGACCAUUAUACUGUGUAUAUAUAUUGUACUGUAAUACUGCAAGAGGGUUUUAAAAAACUUUCCACUUUAUUUUUUUAUGCAUAUUAAUCAGAUACCAUUACUUACUGCAGUUGCAACUAUGCACUUGUGUAAAGCCAUAAUGUUGAAUUUAAUAUCAUUCAUACAUGUUUAUCAAAAGUUGCAUGUUGUAUGAGACGUUUGAAGUACAUACUAGUUUCAAUUAUUUCAUAAUGGGCGGACCUAUUUUACCUAUCUGAAUGCCUUAAUUUAAUUUUUCAAGGUCUAUGCCUAUUUUAUGUAUUUAAGGAAAAAAGAAUGUUUACCAGCUCUUAGGAUACAAAUUUGCUUUGUGGCAGAAAAAAUAGUGCACUAUUUUUACACACAAUUAUAUCAAUGUCAGCCUAUUUUGAAUGUAUAUUGAUUGGUUUUGGGGGGGGGAAUAUUCGUUACAGAAACAGCAAUUGAUAGUAUUGAAACUAAUAUAACUUUCACGUGUUACAUGUAACUUUCCAUCCAGUCCUUUAUACAAACCUCAAUAUUAGUCAUUGACUUUAUAUUACCCUUAUUAAGUGCUAUGAAACUUCAUUUUGCCUUGUUUUGAGUACUCUCCUAGAUGUGUUUUUUAUUUCUGGAAAAAAAUCUGACUAUUUUUACAUUUUCACAGUACAAUAUCCAAGGACUGUCCCAAACUCUAAAGAAAACUAAAAGAUUAUAGAUGUAUUUUAAAUGUUUGAAUCCAGUUCUCUAGCACAUAGGCAUAGAAAAAUAUUUCAGUAGUGUGUUUUGAGAACUUAUAGCUGGGAAUAAAGGGCCUCAGUGGCACUUAAUCUGACUUUUUUUUUUUACUUGGAUUUGUACAAAAAUAUAAUUUAUGUGGGCUCAUUCAUGCUGUGUUCAUAAUUAUCCCAGAAAAUGCAUGUUUUAUACAAUUACAGGAAGCUGUUAAACAUGGACAGUAAAAAAAAAAAAAAAAA
Molecule: messenger RNA, 5647 nt
Organism: Pelodiscus sinensis (Chinese soft-shelled turtle)
Lineage: Eukaryota; Metazoa; Chordata; Testudines; Trionychidae
Source: RefSeq, a predicted model, not a curated record